AUGAAUAGAACAUCCCUCAGCCGUCGAGGGGUUGGAGGUGGAAAGAACGUGGACAAGCACCAGCCAAAAGCACUUACAUACCCAAAAGGACUCUUAUCAGGACGCGUUGGUUGGUCCUCUCUUGUGUUUUUGGUUUGCCUCUGCACAUUCCCACAACAGACGUGGAGUGCAAGUCUAGCUGGUUCCAAAGUGGAACAUCCAGGAGUUUGUCCCAACAAGCUGAAUGCCAACCUCUGGGUUGAUGCACAAAGCACCUGCGAACGGGAAUGUGAAGUUGACCAGGUGAGGCAUUUAUAUUUAUUCAUUAUUUAAUUCCACAAUCCAUUGUUUGUCAUUUGUUUAUGACAAACUUAAACUAUUGUAAGGAAAUGUGUUACACUGUAUGACUACAAGUUCAUUAUAUUUUCUAUUUAUUGUAUUAGGCCUACCACUUGCUAUUAGUUGUAUUGAAAUACUAUGCAUUUUUGCCUCAGUAAAUGCCUGUUGUUAUUCCCCAGGACUGUGCUGGCUUUGAGAAGUGCUGCACCAACGUGUGUGGACUUUUCAGCUGUGUGGCCGCCCGUUUCUCUGAUGGCACCCCUGCUCAGCCGGAUGGCCAGGGCGGAGGAGGGAAGGGCUCCGGGGGCCAGGGUUCCAUCGCCACCUGCCAGGGCUUCAUCUGCAGUCAACAGGGGGCCACCUGCGACAUCUGGGAGGGCCAGCCCAUCUGCAAGUGCCAGGACCACUGCGAGAAGGAGCCCAGCUUUACCUGUGCCUCCGACGGACUCACCUACUUCAACAAGUGUUACAUGGACGCUGAGGCCUGUACACGGGGUGUGACACUAACCGUGGUGACCUGCCGGUUUCAUCUAUCCGGGCCUCAAACAAGUCCACUGCCCCCAGGACACAACAGCGAACCCCACGCUGACGUCCUCCCUGGAGGACCCCAUUCCCCCAACGCUCUUCUCCAACCCCAGCCACCAGUCGGUCUACAUAGGCGGCACGGUGAGCUUCCACUGCGACGUGAUGGGUGUCCCGCGGCCUGUCGUGACCUGGGAGAAGCAGAGUGAGCGCCACGAGAGCCUGGUAAUGCGGCCCGACCGGAUGUACGGCAACGUGGUCAUCACAAACAUCGGCCAGCUAGUCGUCUACAACGCCCAGGUGUGGGACACGGGCAUCUACACUUGCGUUGCCCGAAAUGCCGCCGGGGUCCUCCGCGCUGACUACCCUCUCUCCGUCAUCCGUCGGGCCGAGGAAGACGUCUUCUCCGAGGAACCCGAGAUGGCAGGCAUGCCCAUGGGGCUACCGUUCUCGCCCGCUGACUGCCUGGCGGAGGUGGACCGGCGGGAGUGCUCCACCGAGCGCCACGUUGACUGGUACUAUGAUGCCGAGCAAGGCACCUGCCUGGCCUUCUCCAACGGGGGCUGCGAUGACAGCCGCAACCGCUUCGAGACUUACGAGGAGUGCCGGGCAUCCUGCCAGAGGGAGGGGAUGGGGAUCUGUUCCUUACCCGCGGUCCAGGGCCCCUGCAAGAGCUGGGAGGCCCACUGGGCCUGGAACUCCCUCUUGAAACAAUGCCAGGCCUUCGCUUACGGCGGUUGCCAGGGCAACGACAACCGCUUCCGAUCCAAGAAGGAGUGUGAGGCCAACUGCCCGCAGUCCAAACGACGAGCCUGCAAAACAUGCCGGGUCAAAGGUAAAAUCGUCCCGAGCCUGUGCCGGAGCGAUUUCGCCAUCGUCGGUCGAUUGACGGAACUGAUCGAGGACCUUGAUUCUGGGAUCGCCCGGUUCAGUCUAGAAAAGAUCCUCCGCGACGAGAAGAUGGGCUUGGCGUUCUUUAACACCCAGCACCUGGAGGUGACCCUGGCUAAGAUGGACUGGAGCUGCCCCUGCCCCAACAUCACCAUGGAGGAGGGCCCCCUAUUGGUCAUGGGGGAGGUGCAGGACGGCAUGGCCGUGAUACAGCCCGACAGCUAU
This is a messenger RNA of Coregonus sp. 'balchen', 1956 nucleotides long. The record is from the annotation of a GenBank genome assembly. Lineage: Eukaryota; Metazoa; Chordata; Actinopteri; Salmoniformes; Salmonidae.